Messenger RNA from Physella acuta, 6512 nucleotides. RefSeq names its product ubiquitin carboxyl-terminal hydrolase 19. Lineage: Eukaryota; Metazoa; Mollusca; Gastropoda; Physidae. The record is from RefSeq and is a predicted model, not a curated record. Gene Ontology annotation, molecular function: cysteine-type deubiquitinase activity. Gene Ontology annotation, biological process: protein deubiquitination.
GUGACUAGUAUUUCUAGGAUUUUCAUGAAUGGCUCUGCGGUUGGUAAGUUCUGCGCUUUAUUACUGUGUGUAUGUGGAUGCGAAUUCCCCUAAGACACAAAAAUAGAUCUGUGUUCACGCAAAAGAAAACACACCUUAGGUGUGUGUCUUCCAAUCAAACCGGAAAAUCAAAAUUCAAUGGCCGACACGACUGUUCCACGAACGGAAGAUUGUCAAAAUCUCUUUGUUGUAUCUGGCAGUGGGGAAUCUACCACGAUAACUGACAGCAGCACCAUAUCAAUAUCAUCAAACGAAGAAUAUUCAGAUUUCCUCGACAACGCAAAUACAGAUUCAUGUACAUCAGCUAAGCAGCAUAAAAAGAUGCAAACACUACAGAAGGCUGAGAAGCAGACAGAUCUAGACCAAAACCAAGAUGAAAAUGGUUUUAGCUGUAACUGGUCGCAAACCUUGUCUGAUAUCACAGUAACUAUAACUCCUCAUAAGCCCAUUCCACCACCAUGUUCCUAUGACAUAUCAUUUACCAGUAAGGAAGUAAACAUCAGUGUUUCAGCUGACCUGGCCUAUGUGAUACGGUUUUUUGGUGCUAUUGAAAAAGAUAAAAGUAGAGUUAAGUUGGGGAAGAAUUCAAUCAUCUUGCUGAUCACAAAGCAGAAUGAAACAUUGUGGCCAUGUCUGGAGGAAGUUCAGGAAGGCUCUUUGAAGGAUAUUUGUAUUGAUGGAUUAGAUGAAAAAACCAUGGAAGUUGAUGAUGUAGAAAUGCCAGCAGCAGUGGAGGAAGCGGACAAGAAAAAUGAGCCACUUGGAAUAGAGAUUAUAGAAAAAGAUGAAGAGCCAGUAUACCUGCUUGAACUCCUUAAACAUGAUUACAUUGAAAGGGACUGUGUGAUAACAGUGUACGUGUAUACUAAAGACCUGGACAAAGAUGCCGUCAAAGUGACAUUUUCCAAACAAGGAUUUGUGCUCAAAUUCCAGUCAGGUGACCAGAAGUUUCUAGAGCUUCACCAAGGGAGUUCAAGGGAUACAGUCUUUACCUGGCCUGUCACAACCAGGGAAGAAAUCAUUCCAGAGAACUGCAAGUUCAAAGUUUUUCAGAGCAAGAUUGAGAUAACUCUUGGGAAAACUUGUAAUAAAAAAUGGGCGUCUCUGGAAGCUUUAUCAAGAAAAGAAAAUUCAGACAAAUCCAGGUCUGACUCAUGGAUACCCAUCACUAAGUCUAAUGUCACAACCAAGGAAGUGUCCACUGCUAAGGUAUCUGAUGCCAAGUCCUCUAAAGUUAUGUUUGAUGACCUUUCUGAUAUUAAUGUACGCGGACCAAGGUCUAAAGUGGCCUUAGCUCCAGAGUGCCUACAGCGAAAUGAUACAGAGUCUGAAAUGGGGGCUGCAAUGGGAGACAACUUAAAGCUGAGAUCAAAUUUACCUUAUGAACUGAAUAAACCAACAGCUAAAGUUCAGCCCUUGAAUAACCAGAGCAUUGAGUCAGGGAUGGUUGUGUCCCCUGGUUUUUCUGGCCUUGUUAACCUGGGCAACACCUGUUUCAUGAAUUGUGUGUUGCAAGUUUUAGCUAAUACCAGGGAGUUUAGGGACUACUUUCUAGAUGGAAGGUUUCAGGCAGAAAUCAAUGAGGACAACCCCCUAGGCAUGAAAGGCCAACUGGCAUCUACGUUUGGUAUGUUGAUGCGAUCACUUUGGUCUUGUAAAAAACAGUGCUGGGAGCCACGCAAACUAAAGGAUUUGAUAUCCAAAAAGAACCCACAGUUUUUCGGUUAUGCUCAACAUGAUGCACAUGAGUUUCUGGCUUUCUUGUUGGAUGGUUUACAUGAGGACUUGAACCGCAUCAGGAAGAAACCAUACACACAAACUGUUGACUCGGAUGGUCGACCUGAUGAGGUUGUUGCCUCAGAGGCUUGGGCCCAAUACAAACAGAGAAAUGACUCAGUGGUUGUUGAUCUCUUUCAAGGGCAAUAUAAAUCCAAGCUGGUUUGUCCAAAGUGUGGAAAGGUAUCCAUCACAUUUGAUCCCUUCCUCUACCUAUCUGUGCCGCUGCCAAAGAAAAUGAAAAUUGUACCUGUGAAUUUCAUGUGGAAAGAAUCUUACAAAAAGCCUGUCAGGUAUCAGAUCCAGCUCAGCUAUGAGAGCACCGUUGAAAAACUGAAAGAGGAACUGUCUGCCCGAACUGGAGUUCAAGCCUGUGAUAUCAGAGUUUUUGAAGCGUACAAAGGUCGCAUUCACAGAAGAUUUCCACCAAGAUAUAGUCUAGCGAGUGUUGAGCAGAAGGAUGUUAUAAUAGCCUGUGAAGUUCUAUCUGAAGAGUUGGCAGGCGAGGAGGUUAUUGAGUUGCUUGUGAUGCAGAGAACCCUAUUCCCUGUGGACUAUCCUACCACUUGUUCAUCCUGUCUAAAAACUUGUCAUGAUCCCAGCAACCAGCUCAAGAGGUGCACCAAGUGUUUUAAAGUCGGAUACUGUGACCGGUUAUGUCAAAAGACCCACUGGAAUCAGCAUAAGUCAUCGUGCAGCGUCCAGCCUGAGCCUAUUGGCUGUCCUUUUAUUCUCUCCGUCCCUGCCUCCAGAGCUACUUAUGGCUAUUUGAUCAAACAUAUGGAAGGCUUUUCAAGGUUUUCUGUGGACAUUUUCCAACCUCCAGUGCGCUCAACAGAAGUGGGAAACAAGCCAUCAUCAAACCUCAGUAGCUCUCUAAGCCAGUCCUGUUCUAGCCUGAACAGCUUGGACAGCCUGUCCUCCGCCAGCAGCACCUGCACGCUCACUGGUGACCAGUCUGACCCCCAGGCCCAGCUGGACGGGGAGGAGGACAUUGGAGAAACAAUCUCAUCCAACAUUAAUGCUGUAGAUUCAGAAUGUGCAGUGAGUUCAGGGAUUUGUUCACAAACUGCAAGCUCUGACAGCUUUGAUACCACAAGACACAGCAACCAAGACAGUGGCUUGGAUUCUGUCUCAUUUAAAUCCUCAGAAAAGCAAGUGCCCAUGUCCCAUGUUAUGGGCAUGCAAGUGGGAGAUGUAGAGAGGGACCGUGCAAUGCCCACAUUUUUUAUUAAACCUGUCAAUCUGGAGGGUGAUGGCAUCAAAGGAGCAGAUCGUCUGGAAGAUAAAGGUGACCAGCCUCUAGAAUUUCCCUACAGGAAUUUGUCAAUGGAUUGGCGCAACAAUGAAAAGCUACAAUCUUUUGUAUUGGUGCAAUCCAAGGAACUGGAAGCAGAAGAAGCUGACAAUCUCAACAACUUGGCAGCAGCUUGUAACAAACCAACACUGAGUCAGUGUUUAGAACUGUUUACUGAGCCAGAGGUUUUAAGUCCAGAGGAAGCCUGGUACUGCCCAGCCUGCAAGAAACAUGUGGAGGCCAGCAAACAAAUGGCUGUGUGGAGGCUACCUCAUACCCUAGUCAUUCAGCUCAAAAGGUUUUCAUUCCAAAACUUUCUCAUGAGAUCAAAGAUUAAAAAGCAUAUUGACUUCCCCACACGAGGCUUGGACAUGACACCAUUUUGUCAUGGUUUAAAGCCAAAUGAACCUCCAGCUAUCUAUGAUCUGUAUGGAGUAGCUAAUCAUCACGGCCUGUUGAUUGGAGGUCACUACACAUCCUAUGUGAAACUAGCAGGGGAUAACUUGACCGGGGCGGAUGAUGUUGGCUGGAGAUUGUGUGAUGACAGCCGUGUUAGCCCAGUACCCAAUGAGAAAUCAGUUGUCACCCCUGAUGCCUACCUACUGUUUUACCGGCGUCGUGGUUGCCACGCUACCAUUGGCAAUUCUGUGACCAACCUAGAAGCCUCUGAAGCAUCAGCCACCUUGCUUUACUCCAACGUUGAGGAUGAGAGAAACGGCAACAUCCUGCCCACCCCCAGCACAAACAUGAGAAUCAAGGAAUCUGUGAACAACAAACUCCUGCGAGAGCUGAAGCGCGGGGAAGCUUCAGAGCGCUGCAGCUAUGAGAAGAUGAACAUUGUGAACAUGUGUAGGGACCAGGCCCCUUUUGGUGACUCGGGUAGGAUCAUGUCUCAGUACCCAGUCAGUCAGCUGCCUAGGGGGAGGGCUCAUGUGGGGGAGGGAGACGACACGGAGAAGGGUGACAAAGAGAAAGAUAGCUAUGAUGCUGAUACUGAGAAAUAUGACUAUAAUUAUGAUGAUGAUGAAAGAGAAGAGGAUGAUGGUGAGGCGAGAAGCCUGGUGAUUGAUACUGGUUCUGAUUUGGGCUAUACUGACAUGGAGGCAGUGGAUUAAAUUCAGUUGUGGAGGCGCUGGAUUCAUGCUAGCCUCACUCACUUGACAGGGAUAACAUUUUCCAUUUUGUAUUUAUUCACUUGUUGGUUUGAGUGUGUGUGAUUACCUUCCAUCAAGUCUAUUUUUAAUGUUCCAUUUUUGGACAUGAUUAUUUCAGUAUUACUAUUGUUGGAAUAUUUUUAAACACGCACUUGCUCAUUUAAAAAUCAUGACUGUGUAGUUUUCAUUUCAACAUUGGUGUGUUGUAUGAAUGAAUAACUUGUGUUUUACCUUUAAUGGUAUAGGAUGAACAAAUAAAAUGUAGCACAUUUUAAGAUAGUAAAAAACUUAAGUCCUGUGCUGUAAUUUAGUAUAGCACUUGUGUCACUCAUCACUGCUUGAUUUGUAGGUCACCACCCUGUAGCGUCACUUAUCUAGGUGACCAACCCCAGUACUAACUGUGAUAUAUUGCCUUUUCUCUGCGUGUUUUAGUUCUGCUUGGUUCACCUGAGAAGCAGUUUAGCCCAUAUUACCUGGGCCAGUCAGCAGCCAUUACUGAACAGGUUAGGUUAACCACUAUUGACUGAACAGGUUAGGUUAGCCACUAUAGACUGAACAGGUUAGGUUAGCCACUAUUGACUGAACAGGUUAGGUUAGCCACUAUUGACUGAACAGGUUAGGUUAGCCACUAUUGACUGAACAGGUUAGGUUAGCCACUAUUGACUGAACAGGUUAGGUUAGCCACUAUUGACUGAACAGGUUAGGUUUGCCAACGUUGCCUGGACAGGUUAGGUUACUUAUAAUGUCAGAACAGAUGAGGUUAAGUUACCUGGUUAGGGUAGGUUAACCACCACCACUACCUGGACUGGUUAGGUUAGUUAAUAAAACCAGUUUAUCUCAGAUUAGCCACUCCUACCUGAAGAAGUUAGCCACUUAUUGAUUUACCUGUGUACUGCUGAUGAGAGGCACUUAACAUAUUUGUAAAUAUCAAGUUGUGUUUUUAAAUUUUUAUAACUUAUUGUUAGUUACAUAUCAUAUACGUUUACACACUAACUGUUUACUGUUGAUAACUUUACGUAGCAGUCAGAUCCUGACUGAAAAACAGAUGUAUACAAUAAUCAUUUUUAUACUUGGUUUUUCCCCUACUACUUGACGUCAUAAUGCUGUAUUUUUAAAUGAACUGCUCUUGUAGGAAUGGUGUAGGUACUUGAAAUCUAUAGUUUUAAAAAAUGACACUGUUGACUUAAGCAAAAUUACAACUUCUUAUUUCUAUUUUUAUACAUUUUAAACCCUUAUAAAAACUUGUGUUGGAUGAAUUUCUACUUUUUUCAAUCAGGAAUAGGAUACAAUUGUUACAUUGACAUGACCGUAGGUAACAUGAUAUUAAAUUCAUUUCCGCUACAUCUUGUAUUAGAUUUUCAGGAAAAAUAAUUGUUGGUGACAAUUAUUAACAUUUAUAUUAUAACGACUUUUUUGAAGACAGCAUUUCAGUUUGUGCCCAUGAAAUGUAUGUCAAGUAUUCAAUAAAUUGACCAAAUGCUGUCCAAAUACCAGAAGUAUACCCAGGUUUAUCUCAGCUCUUUCCCCUGUGUCUAACAAGAUUGUACAUUUUAUUUAUUUGAAACAAGAAUGUACUUGUACAAUAUAAAAUUAUGUAACUGAAAAGGUGACAGAAAACUCAUUUUGAUUACUACCUAGUUAAUAUCACUUGGACAAUCACACAUUGAAGAAAUCACUGCCAACAACUAGAGGUAAUUUACACAAUGCUGACAUUGACUUAUUUUUUUACCAGUAUUUCAGUUCAUGGUGUCACUAAAGAAAGCUUGAUUUGCAUUAACUGUAUUUUAAUGAUAGAUGUUUCACUUUUUCGCCUCUACCCCAUAGAUGUUGACAUUUCAGCCAAGUUACCUCUGGUUGACUUGUUGUCACACAGUUUGUACCUCGACAAAUUCAAUACUUCAUUUCUAUUUGGAGCACUAGCUAAAACAAUAAAGUUAAUUAUACUUAACUAUUUAAAAUUUCAAGUAUAGUACUGUGCAGAAGCUAAUAAUUGAUGCUUAGAAAAAUGGUUACAAAACAAGUAAAAUCAUGUAUCUAGCACAAGAGAUAAUCUUCCAUAAAAUAAGAUGAAAUGGCAAAUGGGGAGAUACUGUUACAUUUUUUUAUUCUCCACCUACCAGCAAUGCAAAGUGUUUCACUUGUUAACUCAUUGUUUCCAUAGAUGUUGUUUUUUUUCCUCUACUCAAAUUUAUUUUUGGCAACUAGUUUGUUUACCACUGCCAUGAAUUAAAAACUCUACAAUUUGA